AUGCCGCAAAACUCGGUAGUAAAACCUCACGUCGUGAUCAUCGGUGCUGGAUUAGGGGGGAUUGCUUGUGCAAUUUCUAUCAAGAAGCAGCUUGGCUUCACGAAUUUUACCACUUCACUGAUAGCAAUGGCCGUUAAGAUGUAUGAGAAGGGAGCGGGCUAUGGAGGAACGUGGCGGGAAAACACCUACCCAGGCUCCGCGUCUGAUACCCCAACGCAUUGGUACAGCCUAUCUACAGAGCUUAACCCGCACUGGACUGCCGUGAUGGCACCCCAGCCAGAGCUGCUGGCCUAUUGGCAGGGCCUCGCUCAGAAGCACAAGCUGCACGCAAACACUGUCUUUCACGCACAUGUGGUCUGCGCAACGUGGAAUGAUGCUCUGCGGGAGUGGGAGUUAGUAGUUGAGGACGUGACCACGGGCAUAUGCACGGCGACGACCGCAAGGGCAGUUGUGUCUGCGACUGGAAUCUUGAACGAGCCGUUUGUCCCGGAGAUUGUGGGUGCGUCUAUCCCGCCCAUACAUCCAGUUGGCCAUGCAAAGGCUUCGCGGCUGCGAGGGCGGUAUCAACCACUCCAGUGUCGCCGACCAAUUCUGGACCCUGGAUACCUAGCGUGCUUGCAUCAGCCAAAUAUUGAGCUUAGGUGGGGAGAAAUCAAGGAGAUCCAGGAGGAUGGCAUCCUGAUGGAAGGUGACGUCGACGUCACGCCCUUCGAUGUGGUUAUCCUGGGGACUGGCUUCAUCACGGGGAAGUACUUCGUGUCUGUGACUGGCAGCAACGGACAAACACUCGAAGAAUAUCACAAAGGGCAAGGUGGUCCGUCUGCAUAUGCGGGUGGCGUGUGCGUUCCCGGCUUCCCAAACUACUUCUUCAUCGGAGGACCGAACACCGUAACUGGAAAUGGCUCCGCAGUGUACACCCACGAAUGCGAGGUAUGGUCAGCUGCGCCGUCCCUAUACACUUUCGCUGACCAGACGCAGGUCAAUUACAUUGUACAACUUCUUCGUCCGCUUCUGUGUCCGCCGUCCUGUGCUCCCCGCGCGGCGUCACUUACCGUGCUCCCCACAGCACAUGCGGCGUAUAACGAGCGUCUGCAGCGCGCGAUGGCGGGUCCGGAAUACGGCGGCUGCCCACCGUCGUGGUUUCGGGUGGGCGGGAAGAACGUGAGCCUGUGGCCGUGGACGCAUGCGUGGUUCUGGUGGGUUAUGCGGAGGGUGAGGUGGCAGGAUUAUGAGCUGCAAGCUGAGUGA
Messenger RNA from Postia placenta MAD-698-R-SB12, 1248 nucleotides. RefSeq lists its product as hypothetical. The record is from RefSeq and is a predicted model, not a curated record. Bases 1 to 1248 code for a protein of 415 amino acids. The transcript is spliced from 10 exons. NCBI's taxonomy places the organism in Eukaryota, Fungi, Basidiomycota, Agaricomycetes, Polyporales, Adustoporiaceae.